Messenger RNA from Xenopus laevis (African clawed frog), 1653 nucleotides. It is a transcript of the gene darmin.L, whose product is annotated as darmin L homeolog. The record is from RefSeq and is a predicted model, not a curated record. Lineage: Eukaryota; Metazoa; Chordata; Amphibia; Anura; Pipidae. The coding region runs from base 48 to 1586 and encodes 512 amino acids. The transcript has 12 exons.
GGGAAUGAACUGGGACAAUGGGAGUGGUUUGGAGAGACGGUGUAUAAAUGAUUGCAGGCACCAGUGCCCAGGAACAAGCUCAAACCUUUAUCACAGGGAAACAGUAUUCUUCAGCCAUGUUCCGCUUGUUCAUCAUAUUUCUGUUAACAUAUCAAGUUCUGUUAUCCCCUGUGCCAAACAAUGGGGUUUUUCAGUAUAUUGAUGCUCAUCAAGAUGAAUUUAUCCAGAGAUUAAAGGACUGGGUGGCAAUAGAAAGUGACUCUAGUGAUCCAUCGAAGAGAGACUUGGUUAAUAAAAUGAUGGAAAUGACAAAGGACUAUAUUCUCAAACUGGGUGGAAGUGUUGAGAUGGCAGAAAUUGGUGAGCAAGAGCUGUCAUCUGGGGAGAAGAUUCCACUGCCUCCAGUUAUCCUGGCAGAGCUAGGAAAUGACAAAAGCAAACCAACGGUCUGUUUCUAUGGACACAUGGAUGUUCAGCCAGCAAAGCAAACAGAUGGAUGGUUAACGGAGCCCUAUACAGUUGUGGAGAAAGAUGACAAUCUGUAUGGAAGAGGCACGUCAGAUGAUAAAGGACAAGUACUUGCAUUGUUGCAUGCUCUGGAAUCUGUUAAUGUGAUGGGUCUUCCAGUGAAUGUGAAGCUUGCUAUUGAGGGAAUGGAAGAAGUAGGAUCUGAUGGACUAGAGAAACUUGUGGAGGAUAAAAAGGAUACUUUCUUCUCCAAUGUAGACUAUAUUGUUGUCACAGACACACCGUGGUUAAGCAAGAAACCAGGAAUUACUUAUGGAGCAAGGGGCAACUGCUACUUUUUCAUCGAGGUACAAGGUGCAAGGAGAGAUCUGCACUCUGGUGGCUUUGGAGGGACAGUUCAUGAAGCUAUGAGUGACUUGAUAUAUUUGCUGAACACGCUUGCAGAUGGAAAGGGUCGCAUCCUUGUCCCAGGGAUUUAUGAGGCCGUAGCACCUGUGGGUGAAAAUGAAACAGAUUUGUACAAAAAUCUUGAAUUCAGUCUAGAGGAAAUGCAAGCUGACACAGGGGUUAAGCAAUUCCUUCAUGAUACAAAAGAAGAUUUACUUAUGCACAGAUGGCGCUAUCCUUCUCUAUCAAUUCAUGGGAUUGAAGGAGCUUUCUCUGGAACAGGAACUAAAACUGUAAUACCUGCAAAAGUAAUUGGAAAGUUCUCCAUUCGGCAAGUCCCUAACAUGGAACCAUCUGUUGUAAACAAACAGGUUACCGAUUACUUGGAGGCCAAAUUUUCUGAAAGGAAAAGUCCUAAUAAAAUAAAGGUAACAAUGGUAAUUGGAGCAAAACCUUGGUUGGCAGACAUGAAUGAGCCGCAAUAUCUGGCAGCUAGGAGAGCAGUUAAAAGAGUGUUUAACUUGGAAGCAGACAUGAUCCGAGCUGGUGGGACCAUUCCCAUUGCUAAAACUUUGGAAGAUGUACUUGGAAAGAGUGUAAUGUUACUAGGAAUUGGUGGACCAGAUGAUGCUCCUCAUGGUCAAAAUGAGAAAAUAAGCAAGUACAAUUACAUUGAAGGUACCAAACUAUAUGCUUCUUACCUUCAAGAACUUUCUUCAACAUCUUCCUGAACUGUAACAGUAAUCAGCCACUGUAUUUCUCUGCAGAGAUAUUUUUAAAUUAAAUGUGUAAACAUCA